AAAGUGGGCUACCUCUCAUUUUUGUUUUCGAGGGCUGAGGCUUCGUCCUUGGACAGCCAUUGGAUGGUAAAGACAUCGUUCAUCAUCAGACAAGGUGCGUACUACACUCCUCUUUCCAACUUGUUGCAAAUUCAACCCUCACUAGCUUGGUGCAGCCGUAGUCUCUGUGGGCUAUGCUAA
Messenger RNA from Bipolaris zeicola 26-R-13, 180 nucleotides. RefSeq lists its product as uncharacterized. The annotation marks the transcript as partial. Lineage: Eukaryota; Fungi; Ascomycota; Dothideomycetes; Pleosporales; Pleosporaceae. The transcript has a single exon. The record is from RefSeq and is a predicted model, not a curated record.